AUGGCUGCCCCUAGCUCUAGAGACGCUACAAAUUUAGCGGGUGUCUGGAACUUAAAUAGAACACUCUCCGAUGAUCCAGACAAAAUCUUCGCUCUGCAAGGUGUUCCUUGGGUGGUGAGACAGGUUCUGCGGUACGCCAGCCUUUCUCUAUCAAUCUCCCAGUCAAUUUGCCUGGCAGAUGGAACCUUUGCAGCCCCACCUGACGCCCACUCCAACUUUGAUUACCCAGGAGACUCGGUUACCAUUCUCGACAUCACACAGAAUGUGUAUCCUGGAAAUUUCAACAGUGAAGGAAUCUAUCAUGUAAAUGGCAAGCCGCAAAAUUUGUCCCUCCCUAUCUUUGGGGACGUGGUGAUGCAGUUGAGCUACAUCAAUGCAUCGAGUAUUUCAGACGAAAAGCUUCGCCAGACGCUCAGCGAGGGAAGCUCAUGCCAGGUCGUUAUUGAUGAGAUUGCUCACAAUUCAUCCAAAGGCUGGGAGGCGCGAGUAUUCUGGGGAUUUGAGUAUAUUUGUGAUAAAAGAUACUUUACUCGCAACGCCAUUGUGUGGAAGGGUGAUAAAACAGUGAAUUCGCGAAUGGUCUACGAUUUCCGCUGCUAG
Messenger RNA from Penicillium canariense, 600 nucleotides. RefSeq lists its product as uncharacterized. Bases 1 to 600 code for a protein of 199 amino acids. The record is from RefSeq and is a predicted model, not a curated record. The transcript is spliced from 3 exons. NCBI's taxonomy places the organism in Eukaryota, Fungi, Ascomycota, Eurotiomycetes, Eurotiales, Aspergillaceae.